UGUAGCUCUGCACCUACAGCACCCUUUCCUCGGCGCUUUCCCACUUGCCUUUGUUUGCUGCCAGUCGCAUCAGCCAAGCUUCAUCCUCUGGUCCGUGCCUCUUACGCCUGGCUGCUCGUCUUGGCGGCAGCCUGUGACACAUGCAUGAUCCAUCCCCUCCUCACUCCUACGGAGACGGGCAGCUCUUCGAAACAUCUGUUGUUCGUCUCACACAGUGAAGCAAGUCGCGACAGGACGCCACGGCGGAGCCAAAAAGGGGAUUUGCCGACCAUUGCGCGAACUUCGUAGUUAGAUCAACCAACGACAGGGAUAGGCGGCAGAGCGAACCAUAACUUUUUUCGUCGGGGGGCCGUCGUCCAUUGAAGGGGCUCCCACUCAUCACCUGCUUCUCUCGCUCUCCUUCAGCCUGGCCAUAUGCGCCAACCAGGCCUCGGCUUCGCCCGACGCUUCCGACAGUGCCACGCUGCCAGCGCAAGCCCCAGACGGCGGACGACAGUGGGGCCCAGUGGAAAGUGAGCCCACUUCCUCCUGGACGGCAAGCGGCUUCCGCUCCAGUCCCGGACUUUUAGGGGCCUCCGGCCACUAAGGACGCGCUAGGUCAGCAGGCUCAUUAAAAACCCUUCGACUGCGACAUCUCCUGAUCAACGAUGCAUCGUCAUCCUACGCCUCGAGACUGCCCUACGAUAUAGCGACUGUCUGUCUGCUGGCGCUCUAAAAGGGCCACUGUCGCUGCUAUCCCCUUUCGCUCCUACCUGGUGGUGUGAGCGUCGCCCUUUGAGCCUCUUCCUGUCCUUGUUCGCGCCGGGCCGUUUCUGCCCCCCUGCCAACCACAUCGCCGACCCUUCCGAACUUCUCGACAUAUCGCAAUGCCGUCCCGAACGCUGCCGACAUUUACUCGCGCCGAGGUGGAAUCGCACGCGUCCGCCGCCUCGUGCUUUGUUACCAUCGGCACCAAGGUCUAUGAUGUGACGGACUUUGUCGACGUUCAUCCCGGCGGUGGCGACUUGCUGCUCGAGUAUGCUGGCAAGGAUGUCGAGGAAAUCUUAAAGGACCCGACUUCCCAUCCUCAUUCGGAGGCGGCUUACGAUGUUUUGGACGACUCAUUAGUCGGCUUCGUGGUCCCGGAAAAAGCUGUGGGCUCCAACGGCUCCGCGCAUCCCAAGGCCGAGGCCAACGGCACGUUGAAUGGCUCCACGGCUACCGGAACGUCCGCAACCUAUAUUCACCCUCGAACUGGUAUGUCCUGUGAAGAGGACUUGAGCAAGGAAACGGACAUCUCCCAGGACUACAAGAAGCACAAGUUUUUGGAUCUCAACCGGCCACUAUUUCUCCAGAUCUGGAACGGCGGCUUCAGCAAAGAGUUUUACUUGGAUCAAGUCCAUCGCCCGCGACAUUACAAGGGCGGCGACUCGGCCCCAUUGUUUGGAAACUUCCUCGAGCCGCUCACCAAGACUCCAUGGUGGAUGGUGCCCACUAUCUGGCUGCCGUGCGUCGGCUACGGCCUCUACCUGGCAAACCAAGGCUUCGAGCGUCCUGCCAUUACCGCCGCUCACUGGGUUUUCGGUGUGUUCCUGUGGACGUUUAUCGAAUACUGCAUGCACCGAUUCCUCUUCCACCUCGAUGACUAUCUCCCCGACAAUAGGGUCGGCAUUACCGCGCACUUCUUGCUCCACGGCAUCCAUCACUAUUUGCCCAUGGAUAAGUACCGCCUAGUCAUGCCGCCUGUGCUUUUUGUUGUGCUCGCCACUCCCUUCUGGAAGCUGGCUCAGUUCGUCUUUGCGUACAACUGGUACGCAGGCACGGCCGUGUACUGUGGCGGCAUCUUUGGCUACAUCUGCUACGACCUGACGCAUUACUUCCUGCACCACGAGAAUCUCCCCCUAUGGUACAAGCAACUCAAGAAGUACCACCUUCAGCAUCACUUCCUCGACUACGAGCUCGGCUUUGGCGUCACCAGCAAGUUCUGGGACACAAUUUUUGGCACAGAGCUGCAGCCUCUCACUAAGACCAAAUAAGCAGCCCGACUUGGGUCGCCUUUUGCACAUGGCCUUUUUUAUUCACGCCUGUCGUUUGUGUAAUUGAAUAUGGAUUCGAUGGAGUUUAGGUUACUCGUUUGGACUAUUGUUGAGCGACAAACGAACGAAAGCAAUGGGACGAUACCAGAAAAGUGCAUCACGUACCUAACGUAUGACGACGGAAGACAGGUAUCGAGGGGAAACUAUUAAUGGAGACUGGAUGUUUCCGUUUGAGGAACAUGUACUAAAGCACUAAUAAUAAGAAAGUCUACUCUUCG
This is a messenger RNA of Purpureocillium takamizusanense, 2293 nucleotides long. RefSeq names its product 4-hydroxysphinganine ceramide fatty acyl 2-hydroxylase. The coding region runs from base 867 to 2015 and encodes 382 amino acids. NCBI's taxonomy places the organism in Eukaryota, Fungi, Ascomycota, Sordariomycetes, Hypocreales, Ophiocordycipitaceae. Gene Ontology annotation, molecular function: fatty acid 2-hydroxylase activity; heme binding; iron ion binding. Gene Ontology annotation, cellular component: endoplasmic reticulum; membrane. Gene Ontology annotation, biological process: fatty acid metabolic process; lipid biosynthetic process. The transcript has 2 exons. The record is from RefSeq and is a predicted model, not a curated record.